Messenger RNA from Styela clava, 3137 nucleotides. Its product is annotated as Fanconi anemia core complex-associated protein 24-like. Gene Ontology annotation, biological process: interstrand cross-link repair. Gene Ontology annotation, cellular component: Fanconi anaemia nuclear complex. NCBI's taxonomy places the organism in Eukaryota, Metazoa, Chordata, Ascidiacea, Stolidobranchia, Styelidae. The record is from RefSeq and is a predicted model, not a curated record. Gene Ontology annotation, molecular function: chromatin binding.
GCCUUUUAGUGUUGUCCCUCCAUGGACAACACGUACCGACUUCUUCGUAUACCAUUAUACUGGAAGGAUGCUGUAGCUGGAAUAAACAUGACUAUUCUAUCCAAUUAAAGAUUCCAGCUGCACGCUAGCACAAAUGUAUUUCUGUAACGUUUCGUCCAACUUCCUCAAACAAGCAGUACAGCAGUAGUAAGCGUUGUCUAUUGAUACCGGUAUCAUGCUUUUAUUAUUUUUAUGCACUACCCGGAGGAAGCUUGUGGUUUACCAUUAGAUCGUUUCGACCUUUAUUCCUCUCCUGGAUUUUGAAUAAGUAUAAAAAUAUAGGUCUGAUGAAGUGAACAGAUGAAUAACCUGUGCAAACUUUUAUGCAUUUAGUCAAUUGAGAUUUGCAUAUGGCUGUAUGGGCAUAUUUGGCAAUGCAGAACUAUUUAUGUGAUAAUAAUUAUCAUAGAUUUAUUUGCAUACCAGAAUGUUAUUUCAUUUAAAUCUUCAACUCUUGGAAUACACUUGAAAUUUCAAAUAUGCAAAAGACACCUGUACAAGCUGGACUUUCAAUUCCAGCUGGUCAUAUCAUGGUUAAUAACAGAUGGAGAAAUACUGAUUUGCUUAAACUUCUACAAAGCAAAGUUAGUGUGUUAUUUAUGGACUCUACUGAAAGUGUGAUAGACUUUUAUCCUUCCAGUCAUAGCGGGAUUAUAUAUUUGACUGAAAGUGACAUAUUAUCAGUUAGUGAUGCUAAACGGCGAGUUGCGAAAUUAAGGAAAUCAAGACAGAUAGCAUUUCACAGGGUGCUAUUUUCAAAAACUGCCAUGACACAACAAUAUUUUGCACAAUUUCAAAAAAUGGUUGUUAUUGACUGUGGUAUGGAAAUAUUUCCUUUGAUGAAUCACAGAGAAGCUGGUGAUCUUAUAAUCAGAAUGAUUCAUCAAGAUAUUCGAACACCUUCAAGAAAUCCUUUCAAGUCCAGAGGAAUUGUCCAAUCUUCGCCAAUAGACUCAGCAAUUUUGCAAUUAGUAAUACUUUUUCCAAAAAUUGGAGAAACAAAAGCAAAGGCUUUGCUGGAAAAAUUCAAAAACAUUAAUGCGAUAACGAAGGCAUCAACUGAAGAACUUAGUUCAGUAGUUGGGUCUUCAUCUGCCCAACAUUUGAGAAAAUUUUUUGAAACUUAACAAAGUCGUAUUUUUUAAACCUAGAACACUUUUCUGACUCUGAGAUGUGGAAGAUAAAAGCAUUUGUUUAUGUCACUCACAAGUAUGCAAAAUAUGCCUCAAUGGGAUGCGUGUUUACCACUGUUUCAGCAUGUGUUCAGACAAGUCCUACCUCAAUAUAUUUGAAUAGUGAAGCUCAAGCUUGGUGAUCUUCUCCAAUUUCGGAUUGCCUCAAAUAAUUUGAGUUUAUCAAAUGUAUAUAUUUAUCUUUGACCUCAUUCAUUCUCUGAAGAAGUGUCCUACUUAUUUCUUUAUGAAAGACUAGCUUGAAAAUCUUUGAGUUGAUACAUUUUUUGUCAGAUUUUGUCAAUUUCUUCAUAUCUAUGUGAAAUGGCUGAUCUCCUACUGGCCAUUUAUAUAAUCAUUUUGCAAUUUUUUUCUUUCGAAUAUUUUAAUUUUUAGUCAGUAAAAGAAUAAAAACAAGUAUGAGACAUUCUCAUGAUCUGGAGGAUGUCUUUGAUUGUACUUCAGUAGUUAACAAAAGUAAAUCCUAUCUACUUAAAUCUGCAACAUUGUUGAGUAGUGAUACUGAGCUAUCGAGAGAACUGUCUCAUUGUUUACUGGAUAGUACUACUGGACUGUCCAAUUCUGUUUUCCAUAACUGUUGUCGAAAAUGUGGGGUAGUACAAACUGCGACAAACAGAACUUUUAGGCUAAAACCAAAGCAGAAAUGUGGCAAAAACAUUCAAAAAGCAUUGAAAAGUCAAAAACGAUACAUGUCGCAAUCUAAAAGGACCAAGAAAACUUUGAGAAAAUUUGUUCAAUCGAGAGCCAAAUUUAUUAUGAAAUGUAAAAACUGUGGAUUUUAUGACAAAAUUACUUCAUGCAACAGAAGUGAGAUUUGUGCUAUAAAAAAGGAACGACAGAAAAAUUCAAGAUGCAAUGCCAAAAAAAGUUAGUCUUAUACCAUGCUUUUAUUAAUAUAAUAUGAGCAAUUAUUUCUGUUCUAUAUUGAAUAUUUUUACUGUGAUUUUGUGACAGUUAUGGGUAAUAUUGUCUCUUCGUUAAACAAAACAUACAAUCAAUAAACUUUGUAUUUUAUUAAUAAGUAACAAUAAUUGAUACAUCCAAUAUCCCCAUCAUUUGUGUCUCUUUCUGAAGAUGUACACCGUUUUUGAGAAAAGAUGAAAUGUUUUUAGUAAAAUAAUUGUUGGCAUAAUCGAUUCAAGAUUGCAUAAAAUAUGCAAAUGGUAUCUGAUUCAAUCUCAUGAAAUUUAUGCAGUGUUAUUUGAGGGUGGUAAAAAUUUGUUAGUCAUUGUAUUAGAGGCAUGGAAUUGCAUAUAAAUUGAUACAACUAGUAUCAAAAAUGUUUUAAUUACAAAUACCGGUAGUUAUUAUCCAUUUUUUCACUUCCAACUUAUACCUAUUAUGUCGUCACAGUAGGAAGGUAAAACCUACAUUUUUAAAUUAUUGAUUCAUGGUUUAAAAUUGUUAGAUACGGAUUCUCCCGCAUCACUGAAAAAUACACCUACAUCCAAACGUUCAAGUAUUGAGAGUUUCAUCAAUACCUCUUUCAACGAAGAAAGAAAAUCAAGUCCAUUUAUGAAUCCUAGAAACAAGAAAAAACGUUUAUCACAGUUGUCUCAACUUCUUGCCAAUGAAGCUUCACAAUCUCCGUCAUCAAGUCUUUCUGAUUUUUUGCAAAGCUUAUAGCAGAAAUCAAACAAUUGCAACUAUUCCCAUUUGAUUUACACCACCCUAUUACAAUCACUAAGGAUGUAAGGCUAUCGAUCAUGAUACUAUUUUCAAUAUUGUACCAUUUUAGUAUAACAAUUUUUUGUAGAAAUUUAUUUCUUGAAAUAAAUUUUGAAGACAACUUCGGAGCUCAUGUUGAGAUAUCUUCAUAUUUAUGGUCUAGGCAAACAGUGUUACUGUAUUUUAUUAUUUUGCAAUUGUUUCAUUUAUGAAACUAUGCUUCAAAUUAUUCAAUAU